Molecule: messenger RNA, 823 nt
Organism: Ectocarpus siliculosus
Lineage: Eukaryota; Phaeophyceae; Ectocarpales; Ectocarpaceae
Source: the annotation of a GenBank genome assembly
CUGUGAUGGAGAGUGCUCGCUGGUUGCUGUCAUGAUGACCACGGCAAGACGAGAUUGGCAUGCUGCGGUCAACGCGUUCGUUCUUUUGGUCUUACUGGGAACGUUCGGAGAAGCAUUCGUCGCUCAGUCUGUGGCACCAUCGUCAUCAUCGUCAUCGCGAUCGACUUCGGAGAGACACCGCAGCAGCAGCAGAUGUCAUGAUCCAACAGGAGCCAGCAGUCCAAACCGAGGCAGUACGAGCAGCACCGGUAGGAGCGGUAGCGUCUCCUUCCUUCGAGCUACUGAGGGAGAAGCAGGGGAUCGUGCGCUGCCGAGCUUGACGAAGCACCACGCACCUCCUGCGCUCAGCGUGCCGGUUUUCAGCCUUGCAACUGUGAACGAGGACGGGUCGACGAACAUGAACAUCGUCACCUACGCUUCGCCGGUGGGUAUCGAGCCGGAACGACUGUGGAUGGUAUCCUUGUUCAAGAGCACUUUGAGCUACGAAAACUUCGUUCGAGAAGGCUGGGGUGUGAUGCAGCUCUUGCAACGAAAUCACGCCCCGCUCGUGCCGAUACUAGGGCAGAGCGGCGGGAGGGACACGGACAAGGCGGGAAGAUGCGCGGAACAGGCGUUUCCGUGGGACGAGCCAUCAUGCAUGAACGUUGCCAUUAUCCCUGGCUGUGGUUCCUACGUCACGCUGCACAUGGUCAGCAAACAGUCUGCAGGAGAUCAUGACGCCAUAAUCUGCCGAAUUGGGAACAUUUUCGGACCUGAUGAAGCCGCAAGUUCGCGGUUGGAGGUUCUGGAAUCGGGACAUCUCCGCAAAGCUGGAAUAAUUUGA